AUGGAUUAUCCAUACCUCAACCAGUCCAGCUUCGAUGCUGCGAACUGCGGACUUUCAUCCAUGGAUUCGGGUCUCGGCAAUCCAUGCAACAUCCCGUGUUCGUAUCCCGAUUCGGCCAACAUGUUCUCUCAGAUGGGCCAGGGAUACGGGCGGUACAACGGGGUUCGGUCCUUCCCCACCAUGGGUUCGAACCCACCCGGGCUCGGCCCGGCUGGGAGUUGCAGUAUGGUGCCCAGGCCACGUGAUCACCACCCGCAGCCGCCAGUCUUUGGGUCAGAUAAUGAUGCACGGUACAGACAGCCAUACACACCACCACAUACAUCUUCGGGAUUACAUCUUCUGGGACUCCCCUACAAGAUGUACCAACACAGUCACGACAGUUCCGUCAGCCCGGAGAAGAGAAAACAGCGACGAAUCAGGACGACGUUCACCAGUGCCCAGCUUAAAGAACUCGAGAAGGCCUUUGCUGAAACUCACUACCCCGAUAUCUACACGAGGGAGGAGAUCGCCAUGAAGACGGACCUCACGGAAGCAAGAGUUCAGGUUUGGUUUCAAAAUAGGCGAGCGAAAUUCAGGAAAAUGGAAAGGAUGAAGCAACAAUCCCAGAGCAACUCCAAUUCUGGAUCGUCCUCUGUCAAACAGGAGCCCAGCAGCAACAGCGGCGGCAGCAACAAUAACAACAGCAGCAGCAACAACAACAACAGCAACAACAACAACAGCAACAACAAUAACUCCGCGUCGGCGAACAAUAACAAUAACAUCAGCAACAAGGAGAAAGUGAAAUCCAUCGCUCAGAACGAUGACUCACACUCACACAAUCAAGUCCAUGGUAGUCACGAAUCAAAAUGGAACUCUCCAGUCUCACAAAACCCUCAAGGCUUAAGUAAACAAAACCACUCCCACAAUGCACCUCCGCCAUCUUUACACGGCCCGUUCUCCGGUAUUCUGGGCGGGCCCGGGCAUGACUAUCACUCAGUGAGUUCAUUGGACAAAAAUACUGCCUUGGCUAAUGGGCUCUUAUUUUGAUAUGGACUGAAUCACAGCCACAAUCAAAACCACAACAUAUUCAAUCCAACGUCAUUGGAUAUUGUAUUUUAAAAAUGCAAUAUUCAAUUUUGAAUGUAACUUUUAAUAUAAUGAUAAAUAAUGAUUUUUUAAAAGUGUAAAACAAGCCUAUUAUUUUAAAGGAUUUUAGAAGACUUGGUGAUUGGAAAAUCUGCUAUAUGACCCUCUAAGCUUAAAAUGUGACAUUUGGAUUUUAAUCAAGUUCGCAGCUUUUGAAACUUGAUAUUUGAAGGCGUGAGGUCUAUACUGUACCGCUGCAUUUGUGUUU
Physella acuta is the source of this 1333-nucleotide messenger RNA. Its product is annotated as paired mesoderm homeobox protein 2B. The record is from RefSeq and is a predicted model, not a curated record. Gene Ontology annotation, biological process: regulation of transcription by RNA polymerase II. Gene Ontology annotation, molecular function: RNA polymerase II transcription regulatory region sequence-specific DNA binding; DNA-binding transcription factor activity, RNA polymerase II-specific. NCBI's taxonomy places the organism in Eukaryota, Metazoa, Mollusca, Gastropoda, Physidae.